Molecule: messenger RNA, 4125 nt
Organism: Anolis carolinensis (green anole)
Lineage: Eukaryota; Metazoa; Chordata; Lepidosauria; Squamata; Anolidae
Gene: prpsap1
Product: phosphoribosyl pyrophosphate synthetase associated protein 1
Exons: 10
Coding region: 1093-2244 (383 amino acids)
Biological process (GO): 5-phosphoribose 1-diphosphate biosynthetic process; purine nucleotide biosynthetic process
Cellular component (GO): ribose phosphate diphosphokinase complex; cytoplasm
Molecular function (GO): ribose phosphate diphosphokinase activity; ATP binding; magnesium ion binding
Source: RefSeq, a predicted model, not a curated record
GCGAAGGCCACAGCUCCCUCAAAGCGGAGGCCGCGUCGUCGGCGCAAAAUGGCCGCCGAGGGCAGGAGGUGGCGCUCUAGCGCGGUGCCUCUAUGGCACGGCUGGAGCGGAGCGUCGCUGAGUCCGGGCCUGGAGGCGAAGCGGGCAAAGGGGGCGAGGAGGGGCAAGGCGGCCUCGGCAGGGGAACUGGUGCCGCUUCGGCCAGCUCUGGGGCUCCUCCUAGCUGCCUUCUCCUAGCUGCCACUUCCUUCUCUUUCCUUUUCCCGUCAUUUAUACAUUUUGUCUCAACCUUUACUGAGAGGGCCUCAUCCUGUACAUACACAGGCCUUUCCCUCCGACUUCUCUGAGGAAAUCCCUCUCGUCUUCAGCGCCCCUCUCUUCCCUGUCUGCUCACCUUCUAGCCAUUUCUCCUCCGUCCUGCACAUUCAAAUGUACAGAUUUCUCAGAGGAAAUCCUCACCAUCCUCAAUUCUCUUCCCUUUCAUCUCUACUCCAUUCCUCUUGCCCCGUUCCUUCCUCUGCAGAAGGGAACACAAGCAAGUCCUUUCCCAGUGUUGGUCUUACUCCGCUCCUUUCUACCCUGCCUCCCUGCUAAAGGUGCUGGUUCUUGCCUCACCUGAAGGCCCCUCUCUGGCACUUUCCCUGCCUCUUCCCUCUGCUGAGUCUAUCUCCCCUUCCCUUGUAUGUGAACACAGGUUUCAUUGCUUUGGUUGUUUGUUUCCCCUUCCCACUCUUUGCUGCAGGUCUCAUUUCGGUGCAAUUUCUUCCUCUUGGUUUAGGCUUGACAGCAAUAUUGAGAAAUAAGUUUCUCCUUUCCUCUCCUAUCAGCCUUUACACCAAGCUUUUUUGCUCUUUCCUUUUUUUUCCACUUUUGGCUUCGUGUUUGCUUUUCCCAGAGGCAGCAUGUGAAGGGCUAAUUAAUUCCAAGAUGACUUUUAAUGCAUUCGCUUCACCACCUGAUGUUUAAAUAGUGUUUCUUGUUUGUUGCUGUGAACUGGGUUGGGCGAGAGAACAGUAUUUUGGCAAGCUUCUCUGCUCCCAGUUUCCACCUCUGAAGGGGUGGUAGUACUCUUAGGAGAGGCUAAAGAGGAGGAUGCCAAGGAAAUUGCUGUUACCUUAUAGAUCUGUCUUUUCUCACUCUCGAGUCCCAAGGGGUUUGCAUGAUUCCUUGGCAAUGAAUGCGGCCAGAAGUGGCUACCGGGUCUUCUCGGCAAACUCCACAGCAGCCUGCACGGAGCUGGCAAAGAGGAUCACAGAGCGUCUUGGUGCUGAACUUGGAAAAUCUGUGGUAUAUCAAGAAACUAAUGGAGAAACAAGAGUUGAAAUAAAAGAAUCAGUUCGAGGCCAAGAUGUUUUCAUCAUUCAGACAAUUCCCAGAGAUGUGAACACUGCCGUGAUGGAACUGUUGAUUAUGGCGUAUGCACUGAAGACAUCCUGUGCCAGAAAUAUCAUUGGGGUAAUUCCUUACUUCCCCUACAGCAAACAAAGCAAAAUGAGGAAGAGAGGCUCAAUUGUAUGCAAACUCCUUGCUUCCAUGUUGGCCAAAGCAGGUUUAAGCCACAUCAUCACUAUGGAUCUUCACCAGAAAGAAAUUCAGGGUUUUUUUAGUUUUCCUGUUGACAAUUUGAGGGCAUCACCUUUCUUGCUACAGUAUAUACAAGAAGAGAUUCCCGAUUACAGAAAUGCAGUAAUUGUAGCUAAGAGUCCUGAUGCUGCUAAAAGGGCCCAGUCUUAUGCUGAGCGGCUGCGGCUGGGACUGGCAGUCAUCCACGGGGAGGCGCAGUGCACGGAGCAAGACAUGGAUGAUGGCCGACACUCACCUCCAACAGUAAAAAACACAACAUUGCACACUGGUCUGGAGCUGCCCUUGAUGAUGGCCAAAGAGAAACCACCAAUAACAGUAGUAGGAGAUGUUGGAGGUAGAAUUGCCAUCAUUGUGGAUGACAUAAUAGAUGAUGUGGAAAGCUUUGUGGCAGCUGCAGAAAUCCUGAAAGAGCGUGGUGCUUACAAGAUCUUCAUCAUGGCCACUCAUGGGCUCUUAUCUGCAGAUGCCCCACGUUUGAUUGAAGAGUCGUCCAUUGAUGAGGUGGUGGUAACCAAUACAGUUCCCCAUGAAGUCCAGAAACUGCAGUGUCCUAAGAUAAAGACUGUGGAUAUCAGUUUGAUUCUCUCCGAAGCUAUCCGUCGAAUCCACAAUGGGGAGUCCAUGGCUUACCUUUUCCGCAAUAUUACCAUGGAUGAUUAGUUAAUUUUUGUCAUUAUGCCAUCUGGUUUCCUCAAAUCGAAGAGAAAAAAGGAAAUGUGCAUGAAGAAGCAGUGCCAUAGCAUAUUAUUAUUUGGGGGGGCCAAUUUUAUUAUGGAUCUGAAUGUUUAGGGAAUGAUACUGUGAAAUCUGAGUAUCCAAAUUUCUCUGAUCCAGCUACCCAGAGAGGUUGUUGGAUCAAGAUGCAAAUAGGUAUUAGAGUCAGUUUUAAAUUUGUCUGAAUGAUGAAAAUGGUGACCUUUUGAUCUUGUUAAACAAGCUGGUGUGUUUCAACAGAGUAACUUUCAUGGGGAUGAACUGAAAGGCUUACUGGGAUUUUGAAGGUGAAAUAAAUAGUUUGGGUAUGUAGGUUCUCAUGCUGUUUUGGAAGAAAGUGUGUCCUUUUCCUACACUUCUGUCAUGUGCAAUGCCCUUCUGUAAUCUUGGGAGAGAUUUGCAAUCUCAUAGAUGUUCAAAGAUUUCUUUCUUCUAUGAUUUCACCUACAUUUAGAUUAAUUUGAUGGCAGCCUUGUUAAUUUUGACAGGAAUAGUUUGGUGUGAAAUGGUUCCAAAGUUGUAGCAGAAACUAGAAUAAAGCUAUCUUUCCAUUUAUAGACCCCUACAUUCCAGUCCUGCCCAGUUAUAGAACUUCUAAGACUCUUGCUACACAUUGUGAGGGAAAUUUAAAUAAGGUUAGUUUGUUGAGAUUUGCCUAUGGUGGCACUUUCUGUUCACCCAUGACCCAAAAUCAAGGUAUGCAAUCCUGACAAUCUGAACAAAUCCAUGGAGUACUUUCCUGUGUCUUCCACAUCUGUACUACCUGUUGCAGAAUAGUUAACCUAGCAAAAUGGUCCUUUGUGGAUCUUUGUGUCAGCAACACAUUAUAUCUCUUUGAUCAGUGACAAUUAAAGUGGGGCUUUUGCUUGCUUGCCAGCCAUUGUAGUAUCUCUUAAUAAUUAUAUGAAGAUGGCACGCACAACUUUGUAUGGGAAGGUCCAUGUUAUGCCAUCUUGGAAGUAAAGCAGCCUAACCUUUAUGCUAGGAUUGUUUUAGUAUUUGCUUUUAGGAUACUGUUAUUCUACUCUCAGAAUUCCUACAGUGUUCCACCACUUCCCCACUAUGUUUGCAGAAAUUGCCCAUUACUCUUCAUAGACCUUGUUGUCUAGUCAGUGCCUCUUGCUCCUAUAUAUGGAUAAAUAAGAUAAAGACAUAUGAGAGCAAUGGUGUCACAUAUUUCCCCCAAAUGAUGAUAGAGCUCACAUUCUAAAAUGUGAGGGUAUUUUUAAAUGGUGACCAUAUAACAGUUUAGCCUAAUGUUUACCUCAACUACAGUUUUGUUCAAAAUAAUUUAAAAUGCCAUUUUUUGGGAAGAUGUGCCUACUGACACCUUAAAGCUGCCAUUGUACAAUGUCCAUCGGUAAUGAGGUUGAGUAAAUUAAGCCUGCAGAAGCACCUGUUCCUGCUUGCCUCCCUCACUAGGGGCAACUAUUUGGAAAGUCAGAGCUACCAUUGAGAGAGAAACAAAGAAAGCAAAAAUUAAUGCUGGAUUAAUAGCUUCCUCAAAGGGAGUCUCUGCAACACAGUCCAGUCCAAUUUUGAUCAAAAUUCACUUGGGCACAGUUUCUUCCUCAAUAUUCUGUGUCCAGACUCCUUUCUCUUUUUAACAAAUUGAUUGACAGAAGCAUUAUAUCAGGGCAGCUCCCCCAACCCCCUCAAUUUUGGUGGUGAAAUGAAAGAAGAAAAACUAUACUUAGUGAAAUUUUGCUUUUUACUCCUUUCCCGGAGCAUAUGCCUUCUUAGAGCUCUUCAGGUCUCUUAUUUGAAUUAUUUUUCCAUGUUCUGCUUCUUGGCCUUUUCAGCAAUAAAAUUUCUUUUGUUUUUCAA